GGUGGAAAGUCACGUUUUCCAAGUCAUCAACUGAAGAUUUCUCCGCGUCAAAAACUAUGUAGAACAAACUAAAAUCUUUCGAUCUCAUGGAGGAGUGUAAAGUAUUGCUGGAGUACUUUCCCUUAAUCUCGGAACACGAAGAAUUUUUUCCGACCUUCGUCGCUAAUUGCGUCUUCAACACUCUACUCUGCUAUACAGCCAUCAUUUUGAACGUUGUUGCGAUCUACGCAAUAAGAAGAACUUCAUCGCUACCGAAGACUUUAAAAACAUUGCUAGUGAGUCUUGCUGUUUCCGAUGUCGGUGUUGGUUUACUCGCCCAACCAUUUUACAGUUUCUUUUUAAUCAAAUGGUUACGUAAGAACAACACUGGCUGUGCAAUCUACAGGGCUUUUCUCGUUAUUAUGAAUUUUGUUUCUGCGGCUUCGUUCUUCGGCGUUCUGGCCAUGAGUGUAGACAGAUUUUUGGCAAUCCAUCUUCAUCUGAGAUACCAGGAGCUCGUGACUGACAUUCGCGUUGUUGCUGCGGUGGCCUCUGUAUGGGUGGUGUCUGGGUUAGCAUCUCCACUUAUCCUCUGGCUUGAGUCCGAUAGCCAUCACAUGCUUUUGACUAGUGUUGCCGUUUUUGGUUUCCUUAUCACAGCACUGGUGUAUAUUAAGACGUAUUUAGUUCUGCGACGUCAUAGAAACGAUAUUCAAACCUUUCAAGUACAUCAAGUUACACAGGAUGGUGGCGAAAUCGUCAAUUUUGCACGCCUUAGAAAAUCUGCUGUUGGUACAUUCUACGUUUAUUUAGCUUUUUGGGUUUGUUAUAUGCCUUGCGCGAUCUGUUUGGCUGCUUUUGUGAUAUACGGCCCGAUCAUCGAUUUAAAGAAAUUUUUUCUUUACUCGUGGUCACUGAUGUUUCUCAAUUCAUCUUUAAAUCCUGUUAUUUACUACUGGAAGAUGAGGCAUAUCCGACGGACUGUUAUUGACAUACUGAGGAAAAUGGUUAGGCAAAGAAAUCAGAUAUCAUUUUAAUCACAGGGCUGCAACACACGAUAUAUUAAGUCGUUUUAUUAGAUGUGCAAAAUAUUUCCAAAUUGAUGGAAGCCUGUAAAGAACAGUUUAAUAAGUUUAGAGUUGUAAUGAUAACCUGAAAAUAAACAAGAAUGAUUAUAUUAGGACAAAAAAUGGCAUUGUUGUUUUUGGCUUUUUUGUGCACCAUGGUUUAGUUCGUUAGCUGCCUUCAAAGUCUACGGCUCUAGUAUCGCGUUGAGCUGGUUUUUUUUUUUUUUCGUAUUCGACGGAUCAUCAUUGAUCAUGACAUACUGAGAAGCGUGCAUGUCUUGAUACCAAACUCCAUGACUCUUUACUACCUUGCGGCGAUAAAUAACAAUUCGUUGUUAGAAAGAGCAGUGAGUACGGAUUGAACAAGGCUGUGCUUUUCUUCACUCGAAUGAAACAGAACUGCAAACGGAGAAUUUUCAUUUUGAUCAGUAUAAGUAGACGAGAGCUCCAGAUCAGUGCUUUCUUAAUCUCGCAGAGUUUGGUAUUUGUUUGAUGCCAUUAUUAUAGCGUCAGCUUAAAAGGAAUGCUAGUAUUGUUUAAUUCAUCAAAGAAGUGGUGCUGAAACAGGCUGGAAAACGUUGUGAAACAGAUUUCAGUUCCACAGAUUAGUUAGGAGAUCCCCCGUACCCGUAGCGUACCCGACAAGGCUAUUUUACAGCAAACCGAAGGCCCAAUAUAAUACUCUGUUUGCUUGCGGUUAGUUUCGCUCAUGUUUGCUUGCAGCUAGCUUUUAUUUGUUGGAAAGGGCGCCAUUAGUAUUGUAUUUGGCCUUUUCCAAUCACAAAAAAUAGUUAACCACAAGCAAACAUGAGUGAAAACAGAGCAUUCGGUAUUCGGCAUUCGGCAUUCGGCGCUGAGCAUUCGGCGUGUGUUCGGCGUUGAGCCCAGACCCCCUCUAAAGAAUUUGUGGGAAAUUCAAAAUGGCGGCGUAAUAUCACCUCGUGUUGCGCUGUAAACUACUGCAACACUGCAUAAGGUGAUAAAAAGAACAAGCAAAUCCUAAUUCAAGUUCUUGCUUCAUCAUGCCUGUGAUGGCGCUCUCCAAGAAGAAAGUACGUGCAAGUUGUUAGAGACAUAGAUCAGAGGAACAAAGACCGGGGACCCAGGACCGGCGACCCAGGACAGAUGACCCAGGACAGAGGACCCAGGACAGAGGACCCAGGAGGAGGACCCUACUCAGUCGAGUCAGAGGAUCCAGGACAGAGGACCCAGGACAGGGGACCCAGGACAGAGGACCCAGGACAGAGGACCCAACUCAGAAGACCCAGGACAGAGGACCAAGCACUCAGAAUGUUCAGAGGAUCAAGGAGCAAGGACUGGACUGAGAACUGACAACUGGGGAUCAAGCACAGUGGAUGAAAGCAAGCCUUGGACAGCAAACUUUUGUGAGUUGAAUAUUAUUAUAGAUAUAUUAAGGUACAUGUAUAUAAGUCAUUUCCGGCAGCAGAGAUGGCUAGUGCACCUUGCCCUGAGGGUUUUUCUCCGGGUACUCCGGUUUCCCUCAGUCCUAAAAAACCAAUAUUUUCAAAUUCCAAUUGAACAAAAUUGGUGACACAUUGUGGUGGGCCAACUGAGAUGAACACUUCUUUGAUUACUAAAGGUAAACAUUUGUAAUACCAAUUUAUUACUCUCUGUUUAUUUCCUAGUUACAUGUGUGCAUGUGAUUUUGCAGUUUCCUUGGGAAAAAGCUUUAUUUAUUUUCUGUCUUUUUCAUAGAUCUCUUUUUUAAUCAUUGGUAAAGGGAAAUUCCUGAAUCAAUCAAUCAAUCAAUCAAUCAAUCAAUCAAUCAA
Orbicella faveolata is the source of this 2836-nucleotide messenger RNA. RefSeq lists its product as uncharacterized. NCBI's taxonomy places the organism in Eukaryota, Metazoa, Cnidaria, Anthozoa, Scleractinia, Merulinidae. The record is from RefSeq and is a predicted model, not a curated record.